AUGUAUGCUGUGACUAUUAGUGAUGAGGGUGACUGCUACCGGUGUUUCCCGCCUGACCCGGGCAUUGGUACUGCUGCGCUAGGUGCUUGUGAGGCUACUGCUCUAGGUGCCAGUGAGGCUGCGCUCUCAGGUACUGCGUCGGCUUCGGCCUCCCUCACCUUCACACUUGACUCAGGGGCUUCUCGCUCCUUUCGAGACCGCACCACACUCACGCCGCUUGAUCGGCCGGUUGCAGUCUCCCUGGCUGACCCCUCUGGGGGUCCUGUCCUUGCUCACUUCUCCACUGUCCUCCCGUGUCCGGCUGCCCCCUCGGGCACCCUGUCGGGUCUGUACCUCCCCUCGUUCUCGACGAACUUGGUGAGUGGUGCUGACCUGCAGGAUGCGGGGGUUCACCAGUUUACUCCUGCGAGUCAGCGGGGGACCCACUGCUCGGACGCCCGCACAGGCCGACACCUAGCCACGUUUUCGCGUCGGCCCGGGUCGAGUCUCUACACCCUGACCACCGAGUCUCCUCCAGUCCCUGCGUCUGGCCAGGUAGCUGCGUCGGGUCAGGUGUUUGCUGCUGCGUCCAGGUCUGGUCCUGAGUCUGCCCCCUGCUCGUGUCGCCUCCUGUUUCACGAGCCUCUCUUGUGGCACCACCGUCUUGGCCACCCCUCCUUGCCUCGUCUUCGGGGCAUGGCUUCCCGUGUCCUCGUCUCUGAUCUCCCCCGGUCUCUCCCUCCCCUUCCUUCGGGGCCAGGACCUUCGUUUGUCCCCUGUGUCGAGGGGCGGCUCUGGGCUGCCCCUCACUCCUCCCAUUUUCCCCCGACAGAGGCUCCUCUGCAGACGCUUCACAUGGACGUGUGGGGCCCGGCCCGCGUCCGUGGACAGGGUCACGAGCGCUACUUCCUGCUGGUGGUUGACGACUACUCGCGUUACACCACGGUCUUCCCCUUGCGCAGCAAGGGUGAUGUCACUGGGGUGUUGAUCGACUGGAUCCGCGCAGCUCGUCUCCAGCUCAUGAGGAGCUUCCGCUCGGACUUUCCUGUUCUGCGUCUGCACUCUGACCGAGGUGGAGAGUUCUCCUCUGGCCUUCUGCGAGCCUACUGUCGUGCACGAGGCAUCCGCCAGACCUUCACGCUUCUGGACUCUCCACAGCAAAAUGGGAUUGCUGAGUGCCGCAUUGGCAUGGUCAUGGACGUCGCUCGUACGUCCAUGAUGCAUGCGGCUGCCCCCCAUUUUCUGUGGCCGUUUGCGGUUCAGAACGCGGCACAUCAGCUCAACCUUCACCCCAGGGUCUCCCGGCCGGAGACCUCCCCAGCUCUGCUGUGGACGGGGAAGGUCGGCGAUGCGUCUGCGUUCAGUGUCUGGGGAUCUCGGGCGUUUGUCCGCGACUUGUCUGCGGACAAGCUGUCCCCUCGUGCUGCUCCCUGUGUCUUCCUAGGCUUCCCCCCUGACGCCCCAGGGUGGCAGUUCUACCACCCCUCCUCUCGUCGUGUUCUGUCCUCCCAGGACGUCACUUUCGACGAGUCCGUCCCCUUCUACCGCCUCUUCCCCUACCGCACUCCUUCCCUCCCCCCGCCACCGCACUUCCUUGUGCCAGGUCCCCCCCCGGUAGACCCCCUUCCCCCUCAGGGUCCUGCCCCUUCCGGUGUGUCCCAGGUAGAUGCAGUCGAGCCGGUCGAGGUUGCUGGUGACACAGGUACUGCUGGGGGUGCUGAGCCUGGGGGUGCUGAGCCUGGGGGUGCUGACUCUGGGGGUGCUGAGCCUGGGGGUGCUGAGCGUGGGGGUGCUAAGCCUGAGGGUGCUGCCUCUGGGGGUUCUAAGCCUGGGGGUGCUGAGCCUGGGGGUGCUGCCUCUGGGGGUGCUGCGCGCGGGGGUGUUGAGCCUGGGGGUGCUGCGUCUGGAGCUGCUGAGCCUGGAGGUGUGGAGCCUGCGGCCACUGGACCUCCCCUUGUGGCGUCUGGCGGUGCUGGGCCUGGAGGUUCUCCGGCUGACGCUUCUUCGACCGCUGAGGGUGCUGGUGCCGCCGGUCCCGGAGCUGCUGGGCCUGCGGGUAAGCCUGGAGCUGGAGCUGCUGAGGGUGUUGGUUCUGAGACUACUACUGUCAGUCCUGGUGGUGGUCGUGCUGCGGGUGCUGCUGGUGCUGUUGGAGGUCCUGCUGCUGGAGGUGCUGUUGGCGCUGGUGCUGCCGGAGGUGCUAAGGGUGCUGGUCCUGUCCCUGCUGUGUCUGGUGCUGCCGCGCGGCCUCGGCCGUACUUUGUUCUGCUUCUCCAGCAGGUUCUUGGUCUUCCUCCUCUCUUAGAGUGUCCACCGCCUGUCCAGUCGCAGUCACAGUUACCGCCAGCCUCCCCACUGCCUUCUCCUUCACCUUACACUGGUCCUACUAGAGGUCUUGCUGAGCGUCGUGAGCCUGCGUCUCGUCCUGCGUCGCCUGUUCGUGCGGCUCGCACUAGUGGUCGCAGUUCGCGUCAGCGUCCUCCUCCUGUCCCUGGCACGCACCGGAUGUCUCUGCGUCCGUCCACUGCUCCUCUGCGUGCCCCUUUGCCCUCUCCUCCUGAGUCCUCUCUUCCUGCGCUUGCCGACCCUGAGUCGGACUCUCUUCGUGCUGCCAGUCCUACUGUCACGCGUCUCCUUGCUACUGUCGUCACUGACCCCUCCUUUGAGUCCACUGCUGCGUCUGCUCUUGUUGCUGAGCUCGUCGACUUUGCUGCUCGCUGUCGUCUAGACUACGCUGCUAGUCUUGUUGCUGAGUCUGCAUCUGUCUGUCCUCCGUCCGUCGGGGGUGAGUGUGCUCUUGGCACGGACGUCCUUGAGGACAGGCAGGAGGAGUUUCAGUGUCUGGCUGCUGCUUCACCUCAUCUCGCGUCUGUACUGCUUGCCCCUGAGGGAGACCCGGAUGCACUAGACAUCCCGACUCCGCGCUCUUACGCGGAGGCCGUAGAGGGUCCCUACUCCUCUGAGUGGCAGGCAGCUAUGGACGCAGAGAUGGCUUCCUGGAAGUCCACAGGCACCUACGUUGAUGCGGUUCCCCCUCCUGGGGCGAACAUCGUUAGUGGGAUGUGGAUCUUCAGGGUGAAGCGGCCGCCGGGCUCUCCACCUGUCUUCAAGGCGCGGUACGUGGCUCGUGGCUUCAGUCAGCGCCAAGGAGUUGACUACUUUCAGACCUUCUCUCCCACCUCGAAGAUGACCACUCUUCGGGUGCAGCUACACAUAGCCGCUCCGCGCGACUACGAGCUUCACUCUCUUGAAUUCAGCACUGCUUUCUUGCAGGGUAGCCUGCACGAGGAGAUCUGGCUGCGCCGUCCACCUGGCUUCACUGGGACUUUCCCUCCUGGCACACAGUGGAGCCUCCGACGGCCAGUCUACGGUCUCCGCCAGGCACCGCGUGAGUGGCACGACACACUGAGGACUACGCUAGCGGCUCUUGGGUUUGCUCCCUCUACUGCUGACCCGUCGUUGUUUCUGCGCACCGACACUUCUCUUCCGCCGUUCUACAUCCUCGUGUACGUCGACGACUUGGUCUUUGCCACAGCUGACAUUGCUGGACUCGCCUACGUGAAGUCCGAGCUGCAGAAGAGACACACGUGCACAGACCUGGGUGAACUGCGCAGCUACCUUGGCUUGCAGAUCACUCGGGACAGAGCACGCCGCACCAUUACCUUGACUCAGUCACACAUGGUGCAGCAGGUCCUUCAGCGCUUCGGCUUCACGUACUCCUCGCCUCAGGCCACUCCUCUGUCUACUCGCCACUCGCUCUCAGCUCUGCCUUCGGAUGAGUCCGUAGAGUCGAGUGGCCCGUACCCAGAGCUUGUUGGCUGCCUCAUGUACCUGAUGACCUGCACACGACCUGACCUUGCAUACCCUCUUAGCAUCUUGGCACGCUAUGUUGCUCAUGGGAGACACCGACCAGAGCACAUGGCUGCAGCGAAGAGGGUGUUGCGCUACUUGUGCAGUACGUCGGGCAUGGGGCUAGUGCUUGGAGGGCGGAGUCCAGUGGUCCUCACCGGGCACGCGGACGCUUCUUGGGCUGACGACCAGGCUACUCAGCGGUCGUCGCAAGGUUACACCUUCAGUCUUGGUUCCGGCUCUGUUUCGUGGCGGGCUACCCGCUCGUCUUCUGUUCUCGGCUCCAGUUGUGAGGCUGAGAUCUACGCCGGGGCCAUGGCUGCUCAGGAGCUUCGCUGGCUCACCUACCUGCUGACUGACCUUGGAGAGCCGCCUCGUUCUCCUCCAGUGCUGUACGUAGACAACAAGGCCAUGCUGGCCUUGUGUCGAGAGCAGUGCCUGGAGCACAGAACGAAGCACAUUGCUCUCCGCUACUUUCUUGCUCGUGAGCUGCAGCAGCGUGGUCAGUUGCGACUUGCGUACAUGGCCUCUGAGGCCAACACUGCUGAUGUUUUCACCAAGGCACUUCCGCCUUGUGAUCAUCAGCGUUUCUGCACUCAGCUGGGACUUGUCCCAGUCUUGCCUCACUUGCUCACCUCUUGA
Molecule: messenger RNA, 4470 nt
Organism: Closterium sp. NIES-65
Lineage: Eukaryota; Viridiplantae; Streptophyta; Zygnematophyceae; Desmidiales; Closteriaceae
Source: the annotation of a GenBank genome assembly